Molecule: messenger RNA, 1266 nt
Organism: Parastagonospora nodorum SN15
Lineage: Eukaryota; Fungi; Ascomycota; Dothideomycetes; Pleosporales; Phaeosphaeriaceae
Exons: 4
Coding region: 1-1266 (421 amino acids)
Biological process (GO): protein ubiquitination; modification-dependent protein catabolic process
Cellular component (GO): cytoplasm; nucleus
Molecular function (GO): protein tag activity; ubiquitin protein ligase binding
Source: RefSeq, a predicted model, not a curated record
AUGAGGGAUCCGACCGACAACAAGGCGCUGAAGUGCGAGCUGAAAGGUGACGCCAUUGUCAUCAACGACGAUCUGCGCAUCUCGUUCCAGCGCACCAUCCGCGUCCCAGACAAUCACCAGACAUCAUUCCUGCCGCCCAAUCUAGGUUCCUUCCCGCUUAAGCCUGUCUCGAGGUAUCAAAAGGAGCUAGGCACUGCGAUGACGGCCAAGGGUGGUGUGUUCUUGCCCAUGUACCAGUCAGAGGCCAUGUGGAUCAACUUCAAGUCGAGCGGUACCCAUAAUUACAUGAUCAAGAUCUAUGUUGGCGGCGUCAACGCCAUCUCCGGAGAAUAUGCCGUAGAAGAUGCGAGCACCAAGUUACGACGUCAGCAAACGAUGGCGCGCCACAGCCAUGAUAGCGCUCUGGCAUAUGCUUUUCAAGACUACAUUAUCGUGCCUGGUCAACUGUGGCUCGAUGGCAUCGCUGACUCCAACGGCACCGUUCGUCAAUUCGUCGCCAUGCCAUUCGGCAGUGGGCACUCGAUUGAGUCUCAGAUCACAGGUAAGGACGCUGCAGGAGGCAUCCAAUUCGAAGUCGUUCCCUAUGAGCCACGCCCGUCAUUCAGCUUCGCACUACUUCCUGCUCCAAGACCAAUGGGUUACACCGAGGGCAAGCACGUCAUCUUCGUGAAGACUCUCACCGGCAAAACAAUCACACUGAGAGCCCACAGGGAAGAUACUGUCGAAGUCAUCAAGUGUCGCAUCGAGGACAAAGAAGGUAUUCCCUGGAACCAGAUGCGGCUCAUCUUUGCUGGAAAGCAGCUUGAGGAUGGCAGGACUAUCGCUCAUUACAAGAUCCUAUACGAGGGUACUGUCCACGUCGUUCUCAGGCUUCUUGGCGCCGGUGUGGAACCGGUUCACGAAAUGACCGUUGCAGCCGGUGGCAAGAUUCACCAAGUCAUUGAGGAGGAUCACCUAGGCGAUGGCCGCACCACUGUCUUCAACGCGCAGGUUCUCAACUCUGCCGCAUAUCGUUCCGUCACUGGCGUAGCUCCCCCCACCGAGCCCAUCGAUGCCGCGACACACCGGAGCGGCAUCCACGGCAACUUCAGCGCAGUCAAGUCUGUUGCCGCCAUCGAUAAGACCAAGGAGAAGGGUGUCGAUCCAAGGACUGUCCGCAUCUCAUCCUCUGUUGGCAUCAUCAACCCCAAUGGUCCGCUUAGUCGCUUCCGUACCGCCCGUGACCUCGAGAAGGAGUAUAGUGGUUACCACGUCGCUCAGUUCUGA